AUGGAACGCGUUUUAAAAAGCUUUAAUUUACUUUUUGAUCGUCCCUUCGAACCGCUGAUAACUCCAAAGGGGGAAGAUAAAACAGUGUUCCAAGUUGCAAAAGAGUUUUUGGAUAAAGAUUAUCAGGACAUUGGUGCUGAGAUCAAUAACCGCUUUGGAAAUGAAACUACUGACGUAAUAGUAUUGAAUAAAUUGAACAAACUACCAGAAUUCCCGAAAGCUAGCAAACUACCAAAAGAUGCUGUUUUUUCAUUGUUCCUACCAAGCCACCAGGAAAUGGCGAAGGAGGUGUUGGAAGUACUGCUAGCCGUCCCGGAGAACCAAUUGCAGGACCUUCUGUCGACAUGUGCCUAUUCAAGAAUGCAUUUGAACCCCCAACUCUUCAACUACUGCUUUUCUGUCGCUCUGAUGCAUAGGUCGGUAUAA
Danaus chrysippus (African queen) is the source of this 426-nucleotide messenger RNA. NCBI's taxonomy places the organism in Eukaryota, Metazoa, Arthropoda, Insecta, Lepidoptera, Nymphalidae. The record is from the annotation of a GenBank genome assembly.